AUGCCCGGUGAUCUCAAGGCCCGGGCGCCGUCGCGGAACCGCGCGGAGGAAUCGCGCCGCGGCGCUGCUGGCCAUCGCCGAGUCGCGCGCGACGAACUCGGCGCGAAGAUGAUGGACUUCGCUCCGGCCGAUCUCUGCAAUCCCGAUCCGCGCCUGAUGCUGAAGAAGAGGCUCCGCGAGGAGAUGGAGGCGCUCCGCGGCAUCCUCAGGAAAGCCGAGCUCUUGGCCGGCAAGACCAUCGGCGACGGCCGCGCCGCACCUCGCCGCGGCAAGGACGAGCGUUUCUUGGCGGCGGAACCCCGCCCUGCGGCCAUGGAGGCAGAUCGCCCAAGCAGCGCCAAGAGAAGGAAGACAAUGCCUCUUGCCGCGGUCGUCAGGCCCAGGAUGUCAUCUGACGAGAUCUCUAACCUGGCCACCAAGAGAAGGAGGAUGAUGCCUCUUGCGGCGGUCGUCAAGCCCAGGAUGUCGGCGGAUGAGAUCUCCAACCUGGCCACCCAAGUGUCGUUGCUCUCGGAGGACAUGCCGGCGCGCAUCCUCGAGUUCCUCAAGAAGGAGUGCACCGGCCACGAAGACAGGAACAGCGGCGAGAUGGAGAUCGACAUCGGAUCCAUGAGGCACUCUGCCUUGUUCGAGCUGAGGAAGUUGCUGGAUGAGUUCGCUGAAGAGAAGCACAGGCACCAGAAGGAGGCGUCGACGAACGCGUCCAGAUCCACUAGUUGCUCGUCGCCGCGUGAACAUGAGGAUGGCGAGAUCGUCGAGGAGGGGGAUUACGAUGUCGCUACUGGCACGUGCAGCUACGCCUCUCCCGUGGCGGCAGGCAAGGUUCUUUGUUCACCGGCACGAACACUCGAAGACGAUGAGAUAGCAGAUGAGAAAGUCAUAUGCGGCGGCGCCGCCCCUGUUGCAACCGAGAAGUUUGCUGAAACUGGAAAUAGCCCAAGCAGCAGCAGUUCUAGCAGUUCUUCUGGAUCCUCCAGCAGCAGCAGUUCUAGCAGUUCUUCUGGAUCCUCCAGCAGCAGCGGCUGCUCAUCUGGAGGUUCUUGCAGCGAUUCGUCAGACUCCGACAGCAGCGACUCCGACUCUGACGAUGAGAGCGUGACAAGCAGACCGGCCCCUGCUGUUCUUCCCAAGACUGAUGAUCUUACCAAGCAGCCCAAGCCCGUGGCAGUUGAUCUGUGUUCAUCACCGUGUUUAACUGAACAGGAUACCAAGAACAACCCAAGAAGCAGCAGCAAUUGCAGUUCAUUACUUGAAGACGGCGAGAUAGAAGAAGAAGAGUGCGGCGGCACCUCCCUUCCUGCACCAGAGAAGUUUGCUGAAACCGUGAAUAGCCCAAUAGGAAGUAUCAAGUCAUCAGGAUCUGCCAGUGAUGGGAGUGUCAUCAGCAUUUCCCAACAGCAGCAGCCGGCUGCACGAGAUCGCAAGACCCCUCUCUCUGAGGCCGAGUAUCGUGACAUCAUCGCCAAGGGACGUCAGAUGCAGCGCAGGCAGAGCAAUCCGGAGAGGAAGAGAGCCUAUGAAGAGCUGGAAGAGAAGGAGAGGAACGCGACGCCGAUCAGCGACUGGAUACACCCGAUGCAGUUGAGGCAGCUGGGGAUCACCCAGGUGGAGCACGCUGUGACCUCUGAACGGCGUGUUCCCGGUCGUGGCAGCCCGGUGCAGAGGCUACUUGGGCUCUUCUUGAAAGCAGAGUAG
Messenger RNA from Setaria italica (foxtail millet), 1695 nucleotides. RefSeq lists its product as uncharacterized. The transcript has a single exon. Bases 1 to 1695 code for a protein of 564 amino acids. NCBI's taxonomy places the organism in Eukaryota, Viridiplantae, Streptophyta, Magnoliopsida, Poales, Poaceae. The record is from RefSeq and is a predicted model, not a curated record.